AUGUUCCUCCUCCCUUCAACGCUGUCCUCCCAAUCCUUCUUCCCACCCUGGUGUGCACUCACUCCACCAUGUUCCUCCUCCCUUCAACGCUGUCCUCCCAAUCCUUCUUCCCACCCUGGUGUGCACUCACUCCACCAUGUUCCUCCUCCCUUCAACGCUGUCCUCCCAAUCCUUCUUCCCACCCUGGUGUGCACUCACUCCACCAUGUUCCUCCUCCCUUCAACGCUGUCCUCCCAAUCCUUCUUCCCACCCUGGUGUGCACUCACCAUAGUCAUGUUCCUCCUCCCUUCAACACUGUCCUCCCAAUCCUUCUUCCCACCCUGGUGUGCACUCACUCCACCAUGUUCCUCCUCCCUUCAACGCUGUCCUCCCAAUCCUUCUUCCCACCCUGGUGUGCACUCACUCCAUCAUGUUCCUCCUCCCUUCAACGCUGACCUCCCAAUCCUUCUUCCCACCCUGGUGUGCACUCACUCCACCAUGUUCCUCCUCCCUUCAACACUGUCCUCCCAAUCCUUCUUCCCACCCUGGUGUGCACUCACUCCACCAUGUUCCUCCUCCCUUCAACGCUGUCCUCCCAAUCCUUCUUCCCACCCUGGUGUGCACUCACUCCACCAUGUUCCUCCUCCCUUCAACGCUGUCCUCCCAAUCCUUCUUCCCACCCUGGUGUGCACUCACUCCAUCAUGUUCCUCCUCCCUUCAACGCUGACCUCCCAAUCCUUCUUCCCACCCUGGUGUGCACUCACUCCACCAUGUUCCUCCUCCCUUCAACGCUGUCCUCCCAAUCCUUCUUCCCACCCUGGUGUGCACUCACUCCACCAUGUUCCUCCUCCCUUCAACGCUGUCCUCCUAAUCCUUCUUCCCACCCUGGUGUGCACUCACUCCACCAUGUUCCUCCUCCCUUCAACGCUGUCCUCCCAAUCCUUCUUCCCACCCUGGUGUGCACUCACUCCACCAUGUUCCUCCUCCCUUCAACGCUGUCCUCCCAAUCCUUCUUCCCACCCUGGUGUGCACUCACUCCACCAUGUUCCUCCUCCCUUCAACGCUGUCCUCCCAAUCCUUCUUCCCACCCUGGUGUGCACUCACUCCACCAUGUUCCUCCUCCCUUCAACGCUGUCCUCCCAAUCCUUCUUCCCACCCUGGUGUGCACUCACUCCACCAUGUUCCUCCUCCCUUCAACGCUGUCCUCCCAAUCCUUCUUCCCACCCUGGUGUGCACUCACCAUAG
Molecule: messenger RNA, 1224 nt
Organism: Entelurus aequoreus (snake pipefish)
Lineage: Eukaryota; Metazoa; Chordata; Actinopteri; Syngnathiformes; Syngnathidae
Exons: 1
Coding region: 1-1224 (407 amino acids)
Source: RefSeq, a predicted model, not a curated record